AUGCACUGUACACACUGUCCGAAAAGAGUUCUAGAAGCCGUGGAAACUUAUUCAGACCGGCUCGAGGUGACCGACCCUCCAACCGAGAAAACUUAUAAGCUCACGGUGAGCUACAUUCCAGAAGCUCCCCAUUUUACCGUUCGGCACAUCCUUUGCACCAUUUCCGACAUCGACAAAGCUUUUACGGUGUCCAUCUACCAUCCACCGACCCUGGAAGAGCGGUCGCACGCGAUGCAUCGCCGACAGCAGUGGCAGAUUGCGAGUCGCCUAAUCUUGGCUGUGCUUUCAGCCAUCCCAACAUUUAUCAUCGGUGUAGUGUACACGUCUCUGGUCUCCAAGGAUAGUCCGGCCGAAAAUAUUUCGAAGAGCCUAUGUGGUCUGGCCAGGCUACCCGAAUCGAGUGGGCUCUGCUACUCACCUCUACGCCAGUCUACUUCGCUGCGGACAUCUUCCACCGUCGCAUGA
This is a messenger RNA of Aspergillus chevalieri, 465 nucleotides long. RefSeq lists its product as uncharacterized. The transcript has a single exon. The record is from RefSeq and is a predicted model, not a curated record. NCBI's taxonomy places the organism in Eukaryota, Fungi, Ascomycota, Eurotiomycetes, Eurotiales, Aspergillaceae. The coding region runs from base 1 to 465 and encodes 154 amino acids.